UUUUUCUUGGGAGUGUGUUGGUAGAAUUGUUUGGGUCAAAAAAUUGAGAAGAAAAUUCAGAUUAUUCCUUUUAUUAAGCAAUUUACAGUGAGUUUUUGUGCGUGAAGACAUCUAAAAUUAAACAAUUUCGAUGGCUGGAGUUAAAGAUAAAGCGCUUAUACGGUGUCUAAGCAAUUGGAAAAUGCCUCGAAAUUUCUCACCAAAUCACCUUUAUGCUCGCAAAGAUGGAUUUUAUGUGACUUUUCAAGAUAAAAUCGUGAAAUUCAGAGGUGAUUGUAAGAGUUCCAGAAAUCCAAUAAUUGAAAUUGCUUCAAACGUUGAAUGUUCUUUGGCAACAAUUGAUGCCAGAAAGGAUGUAUUGGGCUCUGCAGAGUGGCAGAAUGGUUGGGUUGCAUUGAGAAAAAACAAGAGAGAUUACAGCUUUAAUUUUUACAGUACUACAGGGCAAAGUCAACGUGAAAUUAAUCUUAUUGAUUAUUUCGAAGAAGACUUCCUUCAGGAACAGAUGCUCACUAAAAGCCAAGUACUUGUUAUCACAAUAACAGCAACAAAUAUGGAUUUUUUGGCCAAAUUUCUCAACAUCGAUGCAAGUCCUUGGCUUAUUGAGAAGGAAAUAAUUUUAUUUAAUAUGGGAAGUUCACUGAAUGUUUUAUUGAAAAAUCAGGAAGAUGAAUGGGAUGUUUCUAUGAUUCAGUCUUAUCCCCAAGAGAUAAAAUGUCUUUGGUAUUCAGAGAAUUACAAUUGUCUCUGUAUCAUGACUUCCUUCAGUGUUUUGAAAGUGUCCUAUUUGGAGGAUAACCAUCUCCGGGAGGAAAAUAUUUAUCUGGGGAAAAGGUACUUGAAUGAACCCAAACUUCUGCGAGCAGAUGAAUUGAUUGGAAUCUCAUGGACAUCAAUUGAAAUUUUAAAUUUAGUAAAAGAGGAGACAUUUAGGCUUGUGUCUGAGAAAAUACCUCUUGCUGGAAUUGUAGAUGGAAUUUUUCAUCCAAAAUGGGAAUGUUACUUGGCUGUGUCGGAAAGUGGAUUUUUCUAUGUGUUCUCAAAGAGAGAAAAACCUCCAGAAGAGGAGAAAAUUCGAGAUAAAUGGCGAAGAAAUCGAGGAAAAUUUCGGCAGUAUAUUACAAAACUCAUGGAGGGUACAUCAAAGAUCGUAGCUGAGAACAAGCAAGAUAAGGAUAUGCUAAAUUGUUUAGGAUUUUUGAAGAACUUCUUUGUAAUAACUCAUGAGGUCAGCAUCAAAAUAUGUGUAAGACCGAGUUUAGACAGCAAUGUCGAAUUGAAAAUUUCUCCAAGCCAAAAUAUUGUCCAAAUGGACUUUUCCAAACAAUCUCAAUUCAGUAUCUCUGUGUUCAAUAAUAUCUUCAGACAGAAGUUCUCUCUAAAGCCAAACACUGACACUUAUGCCUUCAUCCUUCCUGAGAAACUCCUUAUGGAUUCACCAUUGAGAAUAGACGUAUCAGCAGAAUUUUCUCUCGACGAAGAACACUUUUGCAUGGCAUUCCCUUUGCAAGUUUCCUUUGUCGUUGAAGAAGCAUCACCCGGAAGUCCUUUAAUUAAUUUCUACAGCAAGCUAGAGGCCCUCGAGAAGACAUCAGUGGAAGAGUAUGCCAAUCAAUGGACGCAUAUUGAACAAUUGAAUGAAAAGAAACUCAGCAAACUCGCCCUAAAUCUCCAUAGAAUGAUACAGAGCGAAAACAUGCCAUCGAAAAGCCAGCUUCUUGUUUUAUUUAAAGAAUUGAGAUCAAAAGAAGAUGGAAUAUGAGAAAAAAUUGAUGCAUUUUAUUUUUUCUUGCGAUCUUGAAAGCAUUUCGGGCAAAACCAUUUCCCCUUGGGCUUAAUCGUCAGACCAACGCAUGCAAAGUGGAACCACUCAAUGGGGCAAUCAGGAUUGUCACAUCCAAUCAUCUCGCCAUAUGACACCUGAUGACACAGGCAGUAUGUAGGCUCAUUAGGAUCUACAGGCAUGUCUAGUACAUCACUAGGAUGAGGAG
This is a messenger RNA of Phlebotomus papatasi, 1991 nucleotides long. RefSeq lists its product as uncharacterized. The transcript has 2 exons. The coding region runs from base 131 to 1762 and encodes 543 amino acids. NCBI's taxonomy places the organism in Eukaryota, Metazoa, Arthropoda, Insecta, Diptera, Psychodidae. The record is from RefSeq and is a predicted model, not a curated record.